Messenger RNA from Botrytis cinerea B05.10, 3963 nucleotides. RefSeq lists its product as hypothetical. NCBI's taxonomy places the organism in Eukaryota, Fungi, Ascomycota, Leotiomycetes, Helotiales, Sclerotiniaceae. The coding region runs from base 699 to 3716 and encodes 1005 amino acids. The record is from RefSeq and is a predicted model, not a curated record. The transcript has 2 exons. Gene Ontology annotation, molecular function: protein binding.
GGUAUCAGAACGGUGUGUGAGAAGUGAUUAGUAAGGUGUCUAAAUAUGAAAUAACUGAGGAGGGCAAACUCUUCAACUACAUGCCUUUCCAUUGGUUCACAUGUUUGCCAACUCAUGCUCGCCCAGGAAGUUUCUAUCAUUGACCACAGCGACGACGUGGAAUUAAUCCAUGGCGGUUCAUCUAACGUUAUCAAAUAACAUCGAAGAGGCGACCACACCUCGUAUAUAUUCAGUUAGCGGCCACAUCAACGCGGAGCACGUAGCUAACAAUGACUGCAUCGACCCCCCAAUAUUAUCAUGAGCCUCAACUCGUGUCAACAAUCCGAGACCUAAAGAAGUUACAAAAUGGCCUCAAAGCAUCCCAUUGGUUUCCGAUGCCAGUCUCCAGCCUCUAAUGGUACCACAUAAGUUUGUGGUGGGUCUUCGGUGUCAUUCUUUGCUACGACUGCUGCGAGUAAUUUCAGGAUUUUUAUGACGGUGAUAUCACGGUUCGUUUGAAAGGAUCAGGUUUUGGUGAAGCCGCUGUUCAGCCAUUGUCGUGUCCGAAUAAUAUAUAAUUACCGCCCAGUGGCAGGUGAUCGAAGAGCUCAUAAGUCAAUGCAAACCCUACCCCUCUUCGUUCUUUUCGUGCCCCUCUUCAUCUACCUUCAUCAGUGGUAAUGAAUUCGCCCGCAGAUUGUCCAUUCAUUUCUGCAAAAAUGUCUGAUGCAAAUCCAUAUGUCCUUACAAAGCUCUCCGAGCAUGUGUCACAGCAUCUGAACAAAUCCCUUGACCAAGCCGUGGAGAAUCUAUCUUUGAGACUUCAGGACACUGCUAAAGACGCCAUCGCUGAUACCAGAGAAAUCAAUACCAUUAUUGACCAGGUGGUCAGAGAAGCCGUUGAGAAAGCAUUCGAGAAGUCAGUGGUGACGGAAGUUGAGCCUUGUUCCAAACAAUCAGAGUUCAAAUUUCCACCUCCCCGAAAUUCCAAUUUCGUUGGCCGCUCUUCAACCCUAGCGAAACUACUCAGUCUAUGGAAGCCGGAUCAAAAGAGUAGAUUGGCAGUAGUAGGACUUGGAGGAAUAGGGAAAACCGAACUUAUUACUGAGUUGGUCUACCAAAUUAGAGAAGCGUCGCCCGCAUCGAUAUAUUGGUUUGGGCCCGGAAACUUGCUUGCACCUUCCGUCGAUGGGCAUGAGCCAUUAGAAGAUUGGCUACGGCCAGGGCGAGACUCAGCAAGUUUGCUGGUCGUUGAUGCCGGGGACAAUUUUGAUUUUCUCAUGCAGCACACUGAGCAUGGUAGACUGAUUGACAGGCUGCAAAGUUUCGAAGGUGCCAUUAUACUCAUCACAAGGACUAAAUCGAAUGGGUGUCUCUUAAGUGGCCCUCACAAUAUUUUCGAAGUGGGAUGUCUCGAGCUCGAACCAACAAUGUGUUUAUUACGGGACAGAUUGACCGUUGACCUCUUCGAUAAUUCAACUGACGAGCAACUUCGAGAAAUCGCUCUUCUUGUUAAUUGUCUACCAAGAGCUAUUGUCCAGGUCUCAAACCUACUCAACGAUACUUCGAUGAAACUGUCGCAAUUUAUCUCCAUAUACCGAACAAAUGAUCAAUUCAAACUGCGAUUGCUGAGUUCGGUAGCUCCGCUUUUUACAAUAUCGGAAGAAGAAUCUGUUAUUGGUAAGGGCGUCAUGAAUGCUAGACAAUUUCGAACAACCUACCCUAUGGCUGCUCGAAUUCUUCACCAUCUAUAUUACCUUGGCGGUAAUGGAGUACCGCGCUCUAUCAUCUGCUCGUUAGUUGACCCUCUUGAUCUCAUUGUCGUAAUGUGCAUUUUGAAGGGCAAUUUUCUUGUCACUGAGGACGAUACUAGCGAGACGUACAAUAUGCAUCCUUUAGUCUUCUUGUCGCUCAAGAAGGUCAUUACCAGCGAAAGACCAGAAACAGAAGAAAGUGAGACUGAGGAAGAGCUGGAAUGGUACACACAAGUCGUUGUUGCCUUUGGGAAUUACUACCCUGACCAAAGUAGCAAGGACCGAGAAUGGUGGAAAACAUGUUUUGAACGCUUCCUUAGUGAUGGAAGCAAGAAAACUGAUUCUGUACGAAUUGCGCUGGCUUUGGUUUACAACAAAGAAUCCAAACACCUUGUUCGCAGGGGCCUCUACAAUGAUGCUUUGAAGAUGGCAACACAUGCAGUUGAUACUUUACCAGAAGCAAUACCUCACGAACAUCUUAAUAUACUUCAGCAUCAUCUUUCACUACUCGAUCUGUUGGCCAAGUAUGGAGAACUUAGAGAUGCACUGCAGACGUAUACUGAAGAACAGCCAGAUGAGUUGUGGAAGAAGCGCGUUGAGGGCAUCCUGUACUUAUCAGAAGGUACCAACAAAUCUGAUGUCGUUGACCUCUUCCGCCAGAUCCGCCGUGCAAAAGAGUCCAUGAAUGCUCCCGAAAGUGAUUUAUGUACCAGCAUUGACGACUAUGGGGUGGCUCUUAUGCUGAUUGGCAACUACCAAGCUGCUGAAAUAGAAUUUUCAACGGCUUUUAGGAAAAGGGCAACAUUUUUAGGAACCAAUCAUCCCGACACUCUCAUCAGUUGCCAACAUCUUGCAAAUGUACUGCAUAAGUCUGGCAGGUUUAAUGAUGCCCUUAGAUUUGUGGAAGGUGCCAUACGUGGAAGCCAGAUGUCUCAAGGCGACGAGCAUCCUCAAACUCAAUAUAUCAAAAGUCUUAAAGCACGAAUUCUACUGUCCAAAGCCGUUUCAUCGUCCGAUUACAAUGAGGUUGAAUCUCUUCUCACGAACGCCGCCGAUGUUCUCACUACUCACCUAUCUGACUCUCACCCUCUGGUUCUAACUUGUAGGAGCAAUAUUGCAUUAGUGAUGCUAGCACAAGGGAGAUAUGAUGAAGCUUUAACCAUGAAUCGUGCUGUUUUGGCCGCAAGAGAACAUGGCCCAUGGUUAGAUUGUGAGCGACAUCCGGACAUAUUGACGAGUCGGCAUCAGAUUGCAGAAUGUCUGAGGCUCAAAGAAGGAUGUCAUGCUGCUCAAAAUUUAAGUUCUCAAGUUCUAGUCGAUAGAACGCAAAUAUACACCGAAGGAACUUUCGAAAGCGAUGACUUUCAUCCCGAGCAGCUCGCGAGUCUGCACCUCCAAGCUCUCAUUCUUGCUGGCCUUGGUCAACACAGCGGAGCCCUCCACAAAAUAGAUCUUGUGUUGAUCGGUAGAAAACGCGUUCUCGGAGAGUCACAUCCAGAUUACCUUAACAGUCUCACCUGCCGAGGUGAGAUUAUACGUGGCCAGCUCCCUCUUGAAGAAGGACGUGAGGAGAUGUUGGACACUAUCGACGCACUUCAUGGAAAAGCUUUGGAGGGUCUUACUCGAGUGUUUGGUUCUCAGCAUCACUGGACACUUCAGUGUCUAUCUUACAUGGCAGCUGCAAAGCGUGAACGCGGCGAUGCUUUGAGCUACACCGAAGCCGCUGGGCUGUAUCGUCAUAUUUCACGAGCGUAUGAGGGAAAUAUGGGUGACCUCCACCCUGAAACCGUCAGAGCGAAAGCCUAUCUGGCUGAAGUGAUGCAUCUUUUGGGAAACCGUCCGGAAGAGGCUAAAAAGGUUUUCAGAGAAGCUUGCGCUGGACUUGCGAAGGUAUUUGGAUCAGAUGCCCAUGCUACUAUUACCGCGUAUAGAGGGUAUGAAAAGUUCGCUAAGGAUCUUUCUGAUCCAGUUUCAGGCUUUUAAAGUGUGAUGAUGGAAUUAUUUCUGAAACAGCAUGGUCAAGGACUACCAGGAGACACAUAUGUGACCCACAUGUACAGGAAGGGCAACUCAGUGUAAACGAUGUUCGAGUAGGCGUUAUAAUGGAUGGAUGGAUAUUUUGUAUGGAGCUGUUUAUUGAUCCUUGUCCUCUCCUCGCUGGCUCGAGCUAGUAGGUCCAGUUCACAGAAACCUCAUUGAAGGCUGGAGUUAAUGCACGAAUUCUAUAACA